Molecule: messenger RNA, 2360 nt
Organism: Lacerta agilis (Sand lizard)
Lineage: Eukaryota; Metazoa; Chordata; Lepidosauria; Squamata; Lacertidae
Gene: PIP5K1B
Product: phosphatidylinositol-4-phosphate 5-kinase type 1 beta
Exons: 15
Coding region: 175-1812 (545 amino acids)
Biological process (GO): phosphatidylinositol metabolic process
Molecular function (GO): phosphatidylinositol kinase activity
Source: RefSeq, a predicted model, not a curated record
CCGUCCUGCCUCCGCUGCUGCUUCUCGGCCGGCGUCGGCUUCGGACGGGCGAACUGCGUUGCCUGCGGCAAGGGAGCGCGAAGCGGCGGAAGGGUCUUGGAAAAACUGACAGCAUCCAUGAAAGGGCUGGUUGUCUCUCUCAAGUUCAGAUUAUUUGCAACAUAGCUAGGAAAGAUGCAGUCUAUAUCUGAAAAUGGGGAUCCUCCUUCCGGAAAACAAAAUGAAACAAAACAAAACGAGGAGAAAACAUACAAAAAGACUGCAUCCUCAGCUAUUAAAGGUGCCAUACAACUGGGAAUAGGAUACACCGUGGGGAACCUCACAUCCAAGCCAGACAGAGAUGUGCUUAUGCAAGACUUCUAUGUAGUGGAAAGUGUGUUUCUUCCCAGUGAAGGGAGCAAUUUGACCCCUGCUCAUCAUUAUCCUGACUUCAGAUUUAAGACUUAUGCUCCUUUAGCCUUCCGCUACUUCAGAGAACUUUUUGGUAUUAAACCUGAUGACUACUUGUAUUCUAUUUGCAGUGACCCUCUAAUAGAACUAUCCAAUCCUGGUGCCAGUGGAUCCUUGUUCUUUGUCACUAGUGAUGACGAGUUCAUAAUCAAAACAAUUCAACACAAAGAAGCAGAGUUCCUUCAGAAGCUGUUGCCUGGCUACUACAUGAAUCUCAACCAGAAUCCAAGGACACUCCUACCAAAAUUUUAUGGUCUGUAUUGUGUUCAGUCGGGAGGUAUUAAUAUCAGGAUAAUUGUGAUGAACAAUGUUCUGCCUCGAUCACUGAAAAUGCAUUUCAACUAUGACUUGAAAGGCUCCACAUACAAAAGGAGGGCAUCCAGGAAAGAGCGAGACAAGUCCAACCCCACCUUUAAAGACUUGGAUUUUCUUCAAGACAUGCAUGAAGGAUUAUAUUUUGACUUGGAGACUUAUAGUGCACUCAUGAAAACGCUACAGAGGGAUUGUCGAGUACUGGAAAGCUUUAAAAUAAUGGAUUAUAGCUUACUGCUGGGAAUCCACAUAUUGGACUGUGCUGCAAAAGAGAGAGAAGGUGAAACUUCACAAAACACAUCGGAUUCUAAACGCCCAGGAGGACAGAGAGUUCUCUAUUCUACAGCUAUGGAAUCAAUACAGGGUCCAGGAAAAUCUGGGGACUGUGUCAUCACAGAGAGUACCAACACAAUGGGUGGCAUUCCGGCUAAAAGCCACAAAGGAGAAAAACUGCUGCUAUUCAUGGGCAUUAUUGAUAUCCUGCAGUCUUACAGGUUAAUAAAGAAGCUGGAGCAUUCCUGGAAAGCACUUGUUUAUGAUGGGGACACAGUUUCAGUACACAGGCCAAGUUUUUAUGCUGAUAGGUUUUUAAAGUUUAUGAGUUCCAGGGUGUUCAAAAAGAAUCAGGCUUUAAAGUCCUCUCCCUCCAAGAAACGAUGCAAUUCCAUUGCUGCUUUAAAAGCUACAUCACAAGAAUUUGUUUCUGUGGUUAGCCAAGAUUGGAAGGAUGAAAAUCAUGACUUGCUUACUGAGGGGCAGAGCUAUUGUAGUCUUGAUGAAGAAGUAUUAGCCUCCCGACAUCAGCCAGAUUUAGUGCCAAGCACGCCUUCUCUUUUUGAAGCAGCAUCUUUAGCAACCACAAUUUCUUCUUCUUCUUUGUACGUAGAUGACAAUUAUCAACAUGAUGGAACUCGGUUUUAUUCUAACAGUAAAGGAUUGCCUUCGAGUUCAACAUUCACCUUAGAAGAUAGUGCUAUCUGCUUGACCUCAGAACAGAGCACAGUAGAAACAGAAAAUGAUAAUGCUUCUGUGUUGGAUGUAUACUUAUAACAGAUCGUAAAAGAAGAAAAAGAUGAAUUUUAAGAAUGAGAAUAUUUGAAGAAAAGCACUUUCUGCACUCCAGAUUAACAAUGAAAAAUUUGCUGAGCCUAGGAAACAAAAAGUCCUAAGCAACAGAGCCUCUGUGAAAACAACAGAGGAUUCUUGAAGCCUAGAAAUGCUACCUUGGAAUCAGCAGAUGUGAAAGGAAACGUUUCACACUUUGCUAGGAUGUGCUGUUGCCGAACUGUGAAGAACUGCAUACAUUGUACUUAAGCUGCUCUUUCUUCUAUUUCCAAUCAUCUUUUCAGGGCUUGGAAGUAAUAUUUUCCUAUUGUCUCUCACAUGAUUUUUUUAUUUGCAUGUAUUCAGUGAUUAUGCACAAAUAUGUAAUUGCUUUGCCUAUUUAAAGAGUCAUCAUCACAGUGGUGAAUAUUAUGUAAAUCAAUUCUGCUUUCCCCAGAAUUAUAAUUGCUCACCUAUUAAUUUCAUACAAGGGUUAGUGUAAUAAGUUUGCACAUAGUUUAUGGGAAGCUAUCUUCUAUAAAGAAAUUUUCACU